AUGUCUACUGAUUUUAAUGUCGUUGGUACUCUUUUCUCUCAGACUCCAACCAAGCAAAAGUGGAAGAAUACAAAAUAUUGUCUGAAUCAGAGGGCAUCCUGCUUCGAUAUUAGUCCUGAUGGUUCUUCGUUUUUGAUCGGUGAAGUUAACGGUCAACUCGUAACCUUAUGUAUUUCGUGUGUCAUUUCUUUGAUGUUUACUAGUUAUGAUAUACUACUUGACUUGUCCGUUAUUUGA
This is a messenger RNA of Loa loa (African eye worm), 237 nucleotides long. RefSeq lists its product as hypothetical. The transcript has 2 exons. The coding region runs from base 1 to 237 and encodes 78 amino acids. NCBI's taxonomy places the organism in Eukaryota, Metazoa, Nematoda, Chromadorea, Rhabditida, Onchocercidae. The record is from RefSeq and is a predicted model, not a curated record.